AUGGCCUUGGUCUAUCGGCCAACGAUGCAGUUGAGUGGCCUCCUCUUCUCUCUGCUGGGAUGGGUCCUGUCCUGUCUCACCACCUACUUACCCCAGUGGAAAAACCUCAACUUGGAACUGAAUGAACUGGAGAUCUGGACCAUGGGACUCUGGCAAGCUUGCGUUGUCCAGGAAGAAGGGGGAAUGCAGUGCAAGGACUUUGAUUCUUUCCUGGCUUUGCCUCCAGAGCUCAGGAUUUCUAGGAUUUUGAUGGUUUUUUCCAGCGGAUCGGGGCUUUUGGGCCUCUUGCUCUCGGGCUUUGGGUUGGACUGUUCUAAAAUCGGUGAGAGGCAACAGGAACAAAAGAAACGGCUGUUGCUGUUUGGAGGAACGCUCUUCUGGCUAUCUGGGAUUACAGCUAUCGUCCCGGUUUCUUGGGUUGCCCAUUCCACAGUCCAGGAAUUUUGGGAUGAGAACAUACCAGAUAUUGUUCCCAGGUGGGAUUUUGGGGAAGCCCUAUUUGUUGGCUGGUUUGCUGGGUUUUGCCUUAUACUGGGAGGAUCCCUCCUUAAUUGCACGAUCUGUUGGCCCGAAGUCCAUCCGUCCUCGAGCCGUUACGCGGUGGCAGAAGAGCGAGAUCGGUGUCAACACUCGGAAACUGAGACUGGGCCUUAA
Molecule: messenger RNA, 654 nt
Organism: Calidris pugnax (ruff)
Lineage: Eukaryota; Metazoa; Chordata; Aves; Charadriiformes; Scolopacidae
Product: claudin-22-like
Exons: 1
Coding region: 1-654 (217 amino acids)
Biological process (GO): bicellular tight junction assembly; cell adhesion
Cellular component (GO): plasma membrane; bicellular tight junction
Molecular function (GO): structural molecule activity
Source: RefSeq, a predicted model, not a curated record